Messenger RNA from Pseudomyrmex gracilis, 1338 nucleotides. RefSeq lists its product as uncharacterized. The record is from RefSeq and is a predicted model, not a curated record. Lineage: Eukaryota; Metazoa; Arthropoda; Insecta; Hymenoptera; Formicidae. Bases 91 to 1242 code for a protein of 383 amino acids. The transcript is spliced from 5 exons.
GUUAUACCCUGACAGAGCUGGAAAAUCCUUUACGAAGCAGUCUCGUUUGAAGCAAUAAGAAGAACAUUGCGCAGUUUCGAAAACGUCGCGAUGAAAAGCAAAUCGACGCUUCGUCCGGGAGGCAUUGCGAUUUUGAUGAUCAUCUUCCUGUUUGGAACGAUAACGAAUGCGAAGCCUAUAGAUUACGAAGACGUGGAAAAUUUGUUGCCAACGGAACCUCAAACCACGAAUGACACGUUGGCGGCUAUUGUACAAGAUCCGGUGGUGCAAGACGCUGUACAAAGCGCGGUCGGCAAUGGAUCUUUGCAGGGUUUGGUAGUGAAAAAAAAAGUCCUUAUUAUGCCUGCCACGGAACCGACUAAGGUGGUGUCACAACGCGAGCAAGUUCUCGUUGUUCCCAUGAUGCAUUUAGAAGACGUACGGAAGAAUAUAACAGAGACUGUAACCGCGGAAACCGACGUAGACGGCUUGACAUUUACAAAUACCCAGUCUUUCACUGAAAACGAUGAAAAUGGAAACACGGAUGGCGCGGACAAUCCAUUUUACGUAUCGCAACCCGUUAAUUUUUACGAAGCUUUAACCAAGAUUACAACACCUAUGCGAAAACCGACAAUUCCUAUUGAUACUACGCCGCAAGAAAUCCCAUAUUUUAUACCAAAUCCGAGCUUGGAAAUGGCGCUUACGGGUUACGAGCCACCCGCGAUAUCAAUACCGAUCGUCGCGUUCCUUGAUCCAUCAAAAAUCUCGGACGAUAAAAUUGAUGUGCCGAUUACAGCAGCUUUACCGAUACGAGAUGACUUUUUGAAGAGCCAGUUAAAUUAUCUGAAGAACGGACGGGAUGAUGUUCAGCGUGAGGUUGAAAGUUACGCUGAUAAAACUUCGUGGAACGUACAGCCGACUGUUAAUCGACGACUGUUUUCUGCUCCUUCAGAGAUACAAGCAUCAUCUUCAACGUACGACCCGAUUACAAUAAAAAACCAGGACGUGAACAACAUUCGAUCUGAAAUUUUGUCAUCCCGUUUCGAUGUCAUAAGACCAAUAUUUUGGACCUCGGACGCGGACAGUAAAUAUCCCACACAUCCGGACGACAUGGAUGUUGCUGCAGAUAUAGUCUUUAGACCACUCUUUAAAUAUCGACAGGAGGCGCAGCAAAGGUCUAACAGAAGAUCGGCAUAUCGCAGAUAUAAUUCGUAUCCGAGACGAAGAUACAAUUACGGACAAUAUUCAAGCGAUUAUUACUAAACUUAUACAAAGAUGAAAAUAAAAAAAAAAUUAAAAGAUUACAACCAAAUAUAUACUACAUGAAUAUACAAAAUAAUUUAUAUAUCAUAAGCAGAA